CGUAUUGAUUAUUACGCAUGUAAUCGUCGGGAAGUGGAGGAUGGAGAAAACAUGGACGAUAUCAUGUGAAGAUGUUGAAUUGCUAGACUUUGAUGCUUGGAACUUUUAUUGAAGAUUUGUAAAUCAAGUCGAGUUUUGACAAGUUAACAUAUGGCUUUGCAGUGAGGCUGGUUUCUGACUGCAUGCGUGAGCAAAAUCUCCUGCAGUGGUCUGUUAAAUAAAAUUGAUCAUACCAAAACAUCAAAGAUUAAUUCGUUCGAUUGGUUCGAGCAGAGGCUAACCAGCCUGUUUAAAGGAGUCGUAAUGACAGACUAUGGAUUAAUGAAGCGGGCAUCUUCUUUACCACACCAAAGACGAAAACAGAAAAUUUUUAAGAGGUCGCUCAGUUUGUCUCUUCCAGAGAACACAGGCCCUGUCCUAAAGUUUUCGCAGGCUCAGCACUUUGCCCCCGAAUCACCAAUUGCGCUCCCUAAAGAUUUUCACGGGGCAGAGCAAAGCAGCCAUAACACAGAAACAUCAAUGACAAGCAGAAUCAUCGAUAAUAAUUGCCAGCAGCACGACGAAGCGUCGGUGUCUGCGAAAGAUGCUGUGCCAUGUGGGACAGACGAUGGUUCGGAAGAAUUUGACCAGGACACGUGUACCGAAUGCCCUAGUGCUUGUUUACCCGAAAAUGAAACUACACAUGAAGCAACAUUACCUCAAGAAACGUCGGUCUUAGAUAAUGACAAAGUUGCAACAGCACAUGACAUUCUGAUUUCUUGUUAUGGAGUAAAUGCUGAAAAUCUUUCACAUGAUAUCACCCAUCCUGAUCAGAGAUCAUUCCCAACACCACCAACACCACCCCCUCCACCACCUAUCAAGGAAUGGCAACCCAAUCCUUUAUCAGCAAAUCCAGUUCAUUCCAGCAUUAUGGUCGACCUAGACAAACUGUCUGGUAUAUCAGAUUAUGAUGAUAUGUUUUCUAGGCUGUCAGUUGAAAGUGGAGUUGAAGGGUGGUAUUGCAGUAUCUGCUAUUGCAUGGCAUCUAGAAAUAAAGAAUCUUCAGUGUAUUGUGAUUCAUGCUCAGGAUUGUUCUGUUUAGACUGUAUGCAUAUACAUCUUAGAACUAGAAUCACUGGGGGUUUCAUAAUUCUCAAAUGCCCAGGAGAUUCUUGCACACGAACAAUAACAGAUGAAGAAAUAGAUCUGCACUGCAGUGAAUGGAUGCACAUUUUUGUUAAAAACAGAGUAGAUGCAGAUAAUAAUCCAAGAGUCAAAACUUGCCCAGGCUGCAAUAUAGUCCAGCAUUUUGAGGAGCCAGAUGAAGUGCCCAUCCAUCACAAGUGUGGAUCCUGUGGGUUACGAUGGUGCAUACCUUGUCACGCACCAUGGCAUAAUGCCUUAACCUGCAAGGAAUUUCAAAAAGAUGUCAUUGGCAAAGGACACAAGGCAUUAAAGGUUUGGGCAAAGGGGAGAGGAAAAUCAAAUGCUAAUGCUGUGAAAUGCCCUCAAUGCAAGUUCUUCAUUGAAAGGAUAUCUGGAUGUGACCACAUGUGUUGUUCCAGGUGCUACACUGAUUUCUGCUACAGAUGUGGGAAAAAGCAUAGGAAAGGAGGAAUUUUUGGUGAUCACUAUAGCCGCUACAGCUUCUUUGGUUGCAAAUACAACUUAGCACCAAAAAAGCCAGUGGUGAGAGUUGCUGUAAGGUCAGGUGUAUUAGCUGGUACAAUUGUGGCUGUCCCUGUAGUGGCUGCCUUUGUUGUGUCAGUUGGUUGUAUAAUUCUGGCAGUCAGCCCAGUUGCUGUUCCAUCUUUUAUUGCUGUUAAGAAAUGUAGGAAGUAGACUCUUAUGUCUCCAAACUACAAGUUCUUUGGCAUAAGGAAGUUAUUAGUUGAUUAGAAACCUUUACACCCAUUAAACAUCAGGAAGUCAAUUUUUUUGCAAAGUCAAAUUUCCCAUAAAACCUGUUUUGUUGUGUUUAAUACCACAAAUGACUUUUAGAUACCAUGAGAUCAAGCUUUGAAAAAAUUAGGCAACUAUAUCCCUAGCAAUUCUCUAUAUUAUUGUAAGCUUGCUGAAUGAAUGUUAGAGGCUAGCAGUGCCUUUAAUGUUUCUAGCAUGUGUUUUUGAGCUACAUAAGCAUGGAUAAUAAAUUUAAGAUAAUUAAUUUCUUGUAGAAAUGACAUUGUCAUGAAGGUUUAUACUCUUAGGCUCUAGCUACCCUUUCUUUUUUAAUGCCUUUUCAAUGAUCACCCUCUGAUAGCUUCAUUGUGUUACAUUAGCAGAAAAGAUUGUCAUCUGUUUUUCUUCAGAGACACUGCCCUGUUAUGGAUAAGGUCAUUUCAAUCCUAAAUAUCCCAACAACAUCAUAGUAGGCUGUACCAACAAUAUCAAAACUUUGCUCUCGUGGCUUUAUCAUCAUAGGUCAUACUAUUUCUAUUUUUAGCAUGAUACAGUCACUGUACUAAUAAUUACUUUGCAAAACUCUAUCACUUUGUUUUGCACAUGCAAGUCCUAAUACAUCAAACAAGCUUAAUAUGUUUACAUUUUAUAGCAGUUUGUGGUUUUCCUCUUAUUCUGCACCCCACCACAAUUUUUGUGAAAUUUAUUUUAACAUGUCAUAUAUUUUCAAUUUUUGUUGUUUUCCCUUGUAGGUUGUAUAUAUAUUUUCCUCUGGGUUGUUAUCUAUCAAGCAAGCUAAGCAUUUCAUGCCAUGUCUUUAAACUUCCUGCUUAACCCAAAAGAAAAGAUGAUAGAAAAUAAUUUGUGCUCACAUUCAAAAUAGACAUCUGUAAGGGGCUGAUCUCUAUUAGUAUUUCAUGGAUUUUCACAAAGGGGCUGGUCCCCAAGGCUUCAUUGAUGGAAGCCUUAGAAUUCUAAGAUAUUAAAGUAAUGAAAAAUCAGGCCUUUUCUUGUCAUCAAGCAAACAUAAUUUCUAGCAAUGUCUUGAUAAUCAAAAUUAAUGACUAUCCUUUUUCUUACAGUAAUAGCUGGUAAUAUGCAUGUUAUGAUACAUUUGCCUUAAAUAUUUAGUUUCAUUCAUUUGAUUUUUUCUCAUUUCUUUGUUGACAUUUUAAAUAGUCUAGCAUAAUUCUUAUGUUUAGGAAAGUUGUCUUGGAUUUAAAUUUUAGAUAGCUAAGGUAUUUGUGUUAAAAGUUGUUUAAGAAUUUAUUUUAAGAGGUGUCGAGAUUAUUUGAAAGAUUAUUGUACUUAUUAUUUUGUGUUUUGCCUAACAGACAGUAAAUUUGUAAUAAUAUGUAAAGAUUCAUUUGAGACAUAGAUACUAUUUCAUGAAGU
Messenger RNA from Rhopilema esculentum, 3276 nucleotides. RefSeq lists its product as uncharacterized. Gene Ontology annotation, molecular function: zinc ion binding; ubiquitin-protein transferase activity. NCBI's taxonomy places the organism in Eukaryota, Metazoa, Cnidaria, Scyphozoa, Rhizostomeae, Rhizostomatidae. Gene Ontology annotation, biological process: protein ubiquitination. The record is from RefSeq and is a predicted model, not a curated record.